Molecule: messenger RNA, 2996 nt
Organism: Ceratina calcarata
Lineage: Eukaryota; Metazoa; Arthropoda; Insecta; Hymenoptera; Apidae
Gene: Cap-G
Product: Chromosome associated protein G
Exons: 8
Coding region: 193-2925 (910 amino acids)
Biological process (GO): mitotic chromosome condensation
Cellular component (GO): cytoplasm; condensin complex; condensed chromosome
Source: RefSeq, a predicted model, not a curated record
CGAAUGUUCCAAGUUCCCAUUGCGAUAAGCAAAUUAGAACGUCUUUAAUCUCAAUUUUAAUGAAAGGGAAACAAACGCUUAUGAUUAUGGUAGCAAAUUCAAAAAGUGAACGCUUCCAUAACCGUUACGGUCUGCCAGCUGUUGAGUGGCUGAACAAAAUAUAUUUUGUCUGUAAACAAUAAUCGUGCAAAGAUGAAACGAAGCAUACAGGAUAUUGUAAAGCAAAUAUUUUAUAAUGUUCAAUUUGGUAAAACUUGUCAUCAGAAGAAUAUGAAAACGUUGAAGGAACUUUACGAGCACAACGAUCUCACAGAGUUCUGGUCGAUUUUUGAGCUGUGCUUCAAAGUUCCUCUGAGUAUACCACAACAGCAUCCGCGAGUUCAAAAUGUUUUAAUGUUCAUUGCCAAAUUUGCUGCCAGCUUGUACAUAGUAGCUGAAAAUGAUGAAUCCGAGGAAUCCAUGUGCCCGUUCCUUGCCAAGCUGUUCGACUUCAUUUUAACGAAUCAUCACGCAAGAGAGACAGGAGUCAGAUUUCGUAUUUGUCACUUUUUGAACAUGCUUUUAAAUGCGAUGGGUGAUCAAGCUUUCAUCGAUGAUAAUCUGUGCGAUAGAAUCACUAAUUCCAUGAUGGAAAGGUUGUUAGAUAGAUCACCGAAAGUAAGAGUGCAAGCAAUAUUCGCUUUACACAGACUCCAAGAUCCUAUGGAUGACCAGUGUCCGGUUAUAAAAAUGUACAUGUUUCACGCGUUGAAAGAUCCGAAUGCUGAAGUUCGAAGAGCAGCCAUAAAUAAUAUGGGCAAAAAUCAGAAAACUUUGCAAGUGGCAAUUAAAAAGACCAGAGAUGUGGAUGAGAGAGUCCGCAAAGUGGCAUAUAUUUUUAUUAGUAAAAUAACAGUAAGAUCUUUGACUAUUAUUCAACGAGAUCAAUUACUAAAUGAUGGUCUGAAGGACAGAUCUGAGAUAGUUAAAACAACUGUUAGGAAUGUCUUGCUACCUGCAUGGCUGAAACAUUUCAAUGGUGAAUAUAUUAGUUUGAUAAAAGCUCUUGAUGCUGAAAUUGGCACUGAUGUGUCAGUGUUAGCUCUGGAGACUUUGUUUAAGGAUGCACAACUGAGUACCUUAAUAGAAGAGUUACCGAUAGACAAAGAAACGAAAUUAAUUCCACUGAAGAAUUUAGUCAGUGAGAAUGCAUUAUAUUGGAAGUGUCUGGCGAGAUAUGUUCAACGUGAAUUCACAGAAGAAUUGGAACAAAUUUUACCGGAGUUAACAACAUUCUGUACAUAUAUCUCCGAUUUUAUUGCGUUGAUGUCUUCGCAGCAAACCAAUAAAUGGGUGAAAGAUAUGCAGAAGUUUGUUCUGCUACAAUUAUUUGAAAUAACGACAUUUUAUGAUUUAUCGGAUGAAGUUGGAAGAAAAAAACUACAAGAAUUAAUACUGAAUACUUUAAUGGGCAAUCACUGGACCGAGGAAAUUAUUGAGUGCGUGGUAACACAUUUAGUAAAAGUUAUACCAGAUGUGAACACCAGGUUAGAUACUUUAGCGAAUGUGAUCAGUGAUAUUAGGUUGCCUUUGAAGGAAACUGCUGUUACACAGAUUUCGGAAGAACAACAGCAACAAAUUAACUUACAAAAAGCGAAACUGAGGAUACAGUUACUGGAAUUGAAAGAUGAAGAGUAUCAAGCGAUACAAGACAAAGAGUAUUUAAAAGCUGAUAACUUAAAAAAUCAAAUUGAUAAAUUAAAUGAGAAAAUAAAAACGCUAUCGGAACCUGCUGUGGUGCCAGUUAUAUCUAACGAGGAAGUUAGAGAAAAAUCUGAUUCGGAUACAAUGAUCAAAUGUUUAAGUAUAAUAUGCACGAUGAUGCAUUCAGUAACAUCGUUAACGCCGACACUAAGGGGUCUCAUGCAAAUAUUCCAUGACAGUUUAGAUCACCCGAACGACAAGGUACAUGUAUUGGCGAUAAAAGGGAUCAGCAUUUGUAGCAUACUGGACAAGUCGUUCGCCAAAGAACAUAUAUUGAUAUUGUUCCUACAAUUUUCUUUGGAACAAGAGAACAAUGAAAUUUGGAUCAUGACUUUAAAGGGAAUCUUCGAUUUAUUCUUGCUGUACGGACUCGACUAUUUCGACAUCUUAGAAAAUGUCAGUGAGGGCGACAGUAAUAAAACUGCCAAUACCGAAAAAUCUCGUACCAAAUUGUAUACCGAUAACGAUUCUGAAGUUGCCUUUGAGAAAAUGACUCAAAACUUCACUGGGGACGGUAAUUGUAAUAUUAUCAACAUCUUGACCGAAUUAUUAGAGAACGAAGAUGAAAAAUUAAGAACAGUUGCCACGGAAGGCCUCUGCAAAUUAUUACUCAAUCGACGAAUUGCUGGCACGAAGCUCAUCUCACGAUUAAUCAUAUUAUGUUUCAAUCCCGUGAACGAUAACGACUUCUAUCUUCGACAAUGUUUAAGUGGCUUUUUUAGUAAUUUCAUUGUAAGGAUACCCGAUGCGGUGACCCUGUUGGAACAGAUCUAUUUGCCGACGUUAGCGACCAUUUGUAACGCGCCGGAAACCAGUCCACUGCGCGAAGUGGAUCCUUACGAUAUAUCGAAAUUCAUGUUGAAUCUGAUUCACUUGGGAUCUCGUAAACCUGGCCCGCACAACAAUCUUGUCUUUACAAUUUUGGCGGAAGUGUUGAACCCGGAAAGCAAUAUCGAUCAACAGAUGCUGAUUGUGACUUUAAAAAAUGUUCGUAUAAAUUUAGAGGACAAUGCGGCUAAAGAAGAUUUACGGAAAGCUAUUGCAGACGUGAAAGAUCAGGUUGACCCUUCCGAGAAACGAUUACUGCAGUGUAUUAGGAUCUUUGAAAGAAAAAUAGAUGCUCCCGAGGAUGCCGAUAUGCCAAUGGAUGAAGACACGGAAGCUGAAGACAAUGAUAAUUGAAUAAGAAAUUCCUUUCAUAAACGAAUAAUGGACUGUAUUAAAUUUAAUAUUAAAUUAUGUUUUCUAUCAUC